Molecule: messenger RNA, 1691 nt
Organism: Ctenocephalides felis (cat flea)
Lineage: Eukaryota; Metazoa; Arthropoda; Insecta; Siphonaptera; Pulicidae
Gene: nuf
Product: rab11 family-interacting protein 4A
Exons: 9
Coding region: 485-1564 (359 amino acids)
Biological process (GO): endocytic recycling; regulation of cytokinesis
Cellular component (GO): cleavage furrow; recycling endosome membrane; endocytic vesicle
Source: RefSeq, a predicted model, not a curated record
ACAAUGACAGUUUUGUAACACAAUUUACUUUUUUUAUGUUAAAUAUUAUUAACUAGGUCAUUAGGUGGACGCUUAUUUAUUUAUUUAUAUAUAUUUAUAUCGAAGUUUAAUUUUAUACGAGGAUUUUGUGAUAAAAAGUGAUUGAAAUAGUAAUUAAGUGACGUGCGUGCAAGAAGGAGUACCUGUUUGCUUGUUGAGGGAUUUUUUGGAAGCACCUGAAGGAAAUUAAAGAUUACGCUGCUGAAUAUGUGAUACGAAAAAAAGUGCUAAAUACAAAGUGUUGUUAUUAAAAAAGUGCAAAUAGUUUUUAACAAAUAUAUAUUUAUUUUAGUUAAAUAAGAUCUGUCUUAACUUUAUCUGAUAUGUUAUAAAUAAUUAAGUGUGUGUGUAUGUUUGAAAAUAUAUAAAUGUGCAAGUAAUUCCCAAGAAAUGUGUUUCUUGGUUGUGAAAUCUUCGUGAAGAAUAAAUAAUAGAAAAAGAUCACAUGCAGAAAUCGAAAGAGGAACUAUUCAUUAGGCCGACUUAUGAAUGUUUAGGAAAACGCCAACUCGGUUCCAAUGCAUUAGCCAGUCAGCUCUACCGCUCGUCCAGUUUCAACUCGUCUGGACGGAGUUCCAUGGUCGACCAGGUCGACUCUGAGAUGAUGUACAACGACGCCUCGCUCGAAGACAACGUGUUGGACCUGAACCACCAGGUGCAGGUUUUGGAGCAGAAAGUAUCGUACCUGGCCGAUUCUCAAGUCGACUCCGAUGACAGGUACAGCAGGGUGAGGGCUGACAAUGCGGUGCUGCAGGCGAGGAUACUUAUGCUGGAGGAGCAACUCAGAGAGGUUGAACUCCGGUCCGAAGAGCGCCUCCGCGAGGAGCAGUCCCGCAACCGAGAUCUCCUGACUCGUGCAGAACGCGAAUCGCGCCUCCAAUCCGAGAACUGCUCCAUCAGAGUGAGGGCGGCGGAGACGGAGUGUGCAGCCUUAAGGCAGGAGGCUGCGAGAGAGAGGACGCACGCCGACAGAAUGAGGCAGGAACUGGAACGUGUGGCGGAGCAGGAGAGAGACAUCAGGAGGGAACUGGAGGAGACCAAAGAGGAGGCCAGGAGGAGAGAGGUGGAGAUGGAUAAGAGGCACAAAGAAGAGUUGAAAGCAUCAGAAGCACUCAUGAUGGAUCUCAAUGACGAAAUAGUUCGGUUGAAAGAAAGAAGAUCUUUACCAGCUACCCCGGACACACUGCCAGAGCAACUUCGAUUAGAAGAACUCCAUAAGGAAAUAAACGAUUUGCGAGAGGAAAACAAAAAUUUGAGAGAAAGCAACGAAGAAUUGCAGGCGGCUGUUUUGAAUCGAAGUGUGGAAGAAGGGCGCAGCCUGUUGAACGGAAAGACGAGCAACAGUUUGGCGGCGGAGCUGGAGGCGAUGUCUAAGGAUGAAGUGAGUCAGGAACAUGCUAUGAAAAUCCAACAAACGCUGAAAGAACUGCAAGAGGACAAUUACAGACUAAGAAGUUACAUCGAUUCGAUAUUGCUGAUUGUCGUCGAAAAUCAUCCGCAGUUGCUGGAAGUUAAACCGAAUUAAAUAGGACUUAAAUAUUAUUAUUGCCUUAAUGAUAAUAGACGAUGCAAUCGAUAGAACUGCCAGGUUAGGGUAAUAUAUAAUAAUCACUCGAUUUAUUAUUUAUAUUUGCUCGAGGAUUAAAUUAAAA